AAAAUGUGUGAUUGGUCCGAGCUUGACCGUGAUCUUCUGGUUCUAGUUGUUAAGCGUGUUAAUUUGAUUGAAGAUUAUCUUAGUUUUGGUACUGUCUGCAAAUCCUGGCACUCUGUGGCCACAAAGGAUAAUUUUAAUAGCGAUUUGCCUAGGGUUCCAUGGCUAAUGCUAGCCGAGGAAGAGGAUGAUGACACAUGUAGGAAAUUCUUCAGUCUAGAAAAUGGGAUGAUUCUGAAAAAGAGUAUCCCUGGAGCUAGGGGAAAAAGGUGUGUUGAGUCAAUGGGAUGGCUUGUAACAGCCCCAAUAGGCCAGAAUGAAUUCACUCUGUUGCAUCCAUUUUCUGGUGUUGAAAUCCAGCUGCCAGAUCAAAUUCUAUACCCAAAGCAACAUCCGAGAAAUAAUGAAUAUUUUGGACCCGUCACUUUCCCACCAGCGAUCCCUAUCCAUAAAGCAGUUUUGUCAGCUAAUCCUUCUCAUACAUCUGACUACAUUCUAAUGGUCAUUCAGGGAGACUUCAGUUUCCUCAAUCUAUGGAGACCAGGUGAUUUGUCAUGGACCAGACUAUCGGCCUACAAUGGACAAAUUCUUGAUGUAGUAUAUUUCAAUGGCAAAUUUUAUGCAGUCGAUUAUAAGGGUUGUAUCUAUGUUUGUGAUGUCUCUGGCUCUGAAAUCGGUGAAAAUCAUCCCAUAGCGCAGCUAAAUCAACGUAUUGAUGGUAUUUAUUACAUCCUAGAAUCACUAGGAUCGUUAUUUGUAGUUGUGCAACAAUUUGUUGGUUUAUCGUACAAGUACGUCUCAGAUGAGGGGAUUCCACUGUCUCCCAUCCUAGGUGAAAAUGAUGAAGAGGAGACUGUCUCCAACACUUACAGGACAAAAAAAUUUCUAGUUUACAAGAUUGAUUUAGAUGCUUGCGAAGCUACGCCAACGAAGGAUUUAGGGAACAGAGCUUUUUUCCUGGGUCAUAAUUCUUCUAUUUCGGUUCAAGCUUCUCAAUUUCCAGGAAUCAAGCCCAAUCAUAUUUAUUUUACAGAUAAUUGUUUGUGUUUAUACCUCCAUCUUCGAGGAGGAUGCGGCUUGGACAUGGGGGUGUUCAACUUAGCAGAUGAAAGUAUCCAGCCACAUUAUGAUGGUGUUUCCCUCAGUCGUGUUUGUCCUCCAAUUUGGGUCACACCAAAUCCGUGUUGA
Solanum verrucosum is the source of this 1185-nucleotide messenger RNA. Its product is annotated as putative F-box protein At5g55150. Bases 4 to 1185 code for a protein of 393 amino acids. Gene Ontology annotation, molecular function: protein binding. NCBI's taxonomy places the organism in Eukaryota, Viridiplantae, Streptophyta, Magnoliopsida, Solanales, Solanaceae. The record is from RefSeq and is a predicted model, not a curated record. The transcript has a single exon.